AUGCCCGUGGCAAUGUUUCGGGUCCUGGGAAACGCUCGAGAACUUUGUUGUGUGGACUCCCCAAAGGUGGACUCCCAAUGGGGUCCCCCCAAGGCGAUCAAAUUGAGUCUCGAGUCCGUGGCCGCAAAGGCAUCGAUAGAGCCGUCGGGCAGCGGGGAGCUGCUCCCAAAAUUGCAAGUCACUCGCGACGGAGCCGUCCACAAAAUUCAAGCAACUAAACGGAAAAUAAUAUACAAUAAGCGCCGCAACAUUGCUCCGUCGGCUGCAGCAAUUUUCCCUCUAAAGCUGGAGCCUGCCCAGACGGCCAGACAGGUGCCGCCCGUGAAGGAGGAAGAGCUAAAGUCGUUUGCGGUUGACUUUGAUAACAAGGAUGAAGCGCCAGCUGUGGGGCCUUUAGCACCCCCAAUGCGGUGUCGUUCGGCGACGCCACCACCGCUGACCAGCAGACAAAGCAGAUGCCCAAUCUUGAUGAUGCCGAUCGCCAGUCGUGCGGGCGGCACAGGAGCCACCAAAUCGAGCUGUAGGAUCGCUCUGGAAGGAGAUGGACACCCAGCUGAAGACGGAAAUAUUGCCGGACAGUCCGGAGCAGAAGGCUCUGGUCACACAGAUCAUCUUUUGCUUUUCCGUGACUGCGAUCGUGAGUGGACUCGCAGCAAAUGUACUCAUGCAGAAUGAAUACGUGGCGGAAGGGCGCAAGGAUCCACUAAAUGACUGAGAAACCUAUUUUGGAAUAAAAAAUAAAUGAUCAAGAA
This is a messenger RNA of Drosophila pseudoobscura, 752 nucleotides long. RefSeq lists its product as uncharacterized. The transcript is spliced from 3 exons. The record is from RefSeq and is a predicted model, not a curated record. The coding region runs from base 1 to 675 and encodes 224 amino acids. NCBI's taxonomy places the organism in Eukaryota, Metazoa, Arthropoda, Insecta, Diptera, Drosophilidae.